AUGUCUGAAACCGAUUUUAUCACCAAGUUUUUGACGCUUGCUGCGUUGAAUGAGCCUGUGUUACCAUCAAACUAUAGGAAGCCAUUGCAACAAGUGAACAAUCUUGGAGUUGCGCUAACACCAUUGAAGUACAAGUACGAUCCUAGCAAAUCGCGCAAGAAGGCUGUUCCUCAGAAUGUGGAGGUGUCAAUUAAGUCAAUCAAGGCACCAAGGUUUUCUCAUGUCAAGUCAUUUGAACCUACUGCUACGUUUGGACAAGUGAAAGAGUUCCUUGUUGAGACGGAGCCUGAGAUCGUGGGCGCCAGUCAAAUCAAGUUAUUGCUUAAGGGUAAGGUUCUACAUGACACGCAAUUGGUUUCUGAUCUGAGUAAAGAUAAAUUGGCUCUUAUUGCCAUGGUCUCGAAGGCAGAAAAGCCGGUGGAGACACCGGCAGCAACAGCAGCUGCUGCUGCUCCGGAACCUGCGGCAGCGGAUCCCGAGCCAAUGGACAUUGAUGAAGCCGACCCACAAUUGAACCUUCCUACCAUAGAUUCCAUUGCUCUUCCUUGGGACAAAAUCAGGGAUCUUCUCGAAACUAGUCUAGGCGACGCAGAAGUGACCAAGAUUGCUGUCGAAAGGUUGCAAAGAGGAUGGGAACUGGCAAAGUAG
Kluyveromyces marxianus DMKU3-1042 is the source of this 648-nucleotide messenger RNA. RefSeq names its product Mdy2p (gene MDY2). Bases 1 to 648 code for a protein of 215 amino acids. NCBI's taxonomy places the organism in Eukaryota, Fungi, Ascomycota, Saccharomycetes, Saccharomycetales, Saccharomycetaceae. The record is from RefSeq and is a predicted model, not a curated record. Gene Ontology annotation, molecular function: protein binding. The transcript has a single exon.